Molecule: messenger RNA, 961 nt
Organism: Jaculus jaculus (lesser Egyptian jerboa)
Lineage: Eukaryota; Metazoa; Chordata; Mammalia; Rodentia; Dipodidae
Exons: 6
Coding region: 1-825 (274 amino acids)
Biological process (GO): antimicrobial humoral immune response mediated by antimicrobial peptide; cellular response to lipopolysaccharide; inflammatory response
Cellular component (GO): extracellular region
Molecular function (GO): CXCR chemokine receptor binding; chemokine activity
Source: RefSeq, a predicted model, not a curated record
AUGAGCUCUAGACGCCAAACCACCCUGUCCGGUACCAGGGCCCGCUCAUCCCACGCUCUUCAGCUCUUGCUGCUGACAUCUCUACUCCUGGCUGCGCUGGUUCCCUCUACCAUUGGACAACGUAAGAGACUCUUAGGGAAACGGAAACAUCUCAGUUUACAAGCAAGAGGAAAACCCGUGCUCACUGAUUGGGGCUCAAGUUGGGAACGGUAUUAUGAACUGCGCUGCUCGUGUAUAAAGACGAAGACUGAAAUCGAUCCCAGACUUGUUGUCGCUUUGACGGCGACCGCACCAGGACCCCAGUGUCCCAACCUCGAAGUGAUAGCCACACUGAAGGAUGGGAGGAGAAUCUGCCUGGACCCCGAAGCAGCUUUAACCAAGAAACUGAUCCAGCACUGGCGCAAAACCGAUAAAAGGAUAAAGGUUGCAGGGAGGGUCCAGGAGUCACUGCUCUGUGCUGGAAGCCUCCAACCCCAUUUCUUCUCUGCCUUUGAUCUGAUCUGUUGGAACCUUCAGGAUAUGAGCCUUCCAGCUUCUCGUGGCCCCCAGCUCAGGAUGCUGCUCCUGGGGCUGCUGCUUCUACCAGCUGUGGUUGCCUUUGCCACUGCUGGCCCUGAAGAGGAAGAUGGGGAGCUACUCUGCAUGUGUGUGAAGACCACCUCCCGGGUUCAUCCUAAACAUAUCAUCAGCCUGGAAGUUAUCAAGGCUGGACGCCACUGCUCUACUCCCCAGCUCAUAGCCACACUGAAGAAUGGGAGGAAAAUUUGCCUGGACCGACAGGCCUUCUUGUAUAAGAGAAUAAUAAAGAAACUCCUGGAGAGUUAGCUAAUAGCUGCCUAAAUCCAGUUUGUUACAUAGGAUAUGUGAGUUUGUCUACUUUUGAUAUAACUACAAAAGAAUCUCCUAUGUUUACAUUGCUUUUCAAAUCUUAAAUAAAUAAAUGCAAUGAAUCAAGGUGUCA